UCUCCUCUCCCCUUGUCCUCACCUCCAGCCCUCCUCUCCACUCAUCUGCUGCAACCCUCCAUUCAUCCGGAACCCUGAGCAAAGUCAAUUCUUCAUCCUCCCCCAAAUCAGACUUCAUCAUCAUGGACACCACAAGGAACAUCCUCUCCAUCUCCAAAGCAGUCUACCACCUGAUCGUUGUGAUGCUGACACUGGGCCAAAGCAUUCAUUCAAUGCCUGUUCCUACUGAAGGCCCCAUGUGCACAGCCUCAGAAACAGCCCAGUACAAGCUGACGUUUUCUGGCAAGUGGACCCAUGCAGCUUUCCCUAAACAGUACCCGGUCUACCGUCCCCCUGCACAGUGGUCAAACAUCAUUGGUGUGACCCACAGCUCUGACUACCACAUGUGGCAGCGUAAUGGCUUCGCCAGCAACGGAGUGAGGGAGUUUGCAGAGAAAGGCGAGGCCUGGACGCUCAUGAAGGAAGUCGAAGCGGCCGGCGAACGCAUCCAGAGUGUUUAUGGGGUCCUCUCCGCUCCCGCUGUUGUGAGAGGCACAGGCCAGAUGAACACUGAGUUUGAGGUCUUCGCCAGGCACUCUUAUCUGUCGUUUAUCGUGCGCCUCGUUCCAAGCCCGGACUGGUUUGUGGGCGCGGAGAGCGUUGACCUGUGUGACGGCGACCACUGGAAAGACAACGUGUCGCUGGAGCUUUUCCCAUACGACGCAGGAACCGACAGCGGGUUCACCUUCUCUUCUCCCAACUUCGAGACCAUCCCACAGGACAAAAUCACACAGAUCACUUCUUCCUUCCCCAGCCACCCUGCCAACUCCUUUUACUACCCCCGCCUGAAGCACCUGCCGCCCAUCGCAAAGGUAAUGCUGACUAAGAUAAAGAAGACCAAUCAGAUCAUCAGCCUACCUGUGGAGCCCACCCAGUCCAAACAACUGCCAACAGGAAACGAGAUUGAGGACAGACUCAUAAAUACCCCUCUGGACUGCGAGGUGUCAGUGUGGUCUCCUUGGGGCUUGUGCAAAAGCAAGUGUGGAGACUCUGGCGUGCAGCACCGCACACGCUAUGUCAUCAUGCACUCAGCCAACAGCGGAAUAGCUUGCCCCCUGCUGGAGGAAGACAGGAAGUGCUCUUCGGACAACUGUUUAUGACUAGGCCAGGAAACGAGGGAGAAGAAAGAGAGGAGAGAGAAGAAAGAGAGGAAAUCCAGGAAUGGGAGGAAAGGACGAAGACGGAGAAACAACAGAAGAAGGUCUGCGGCGUAUGCGCACGAGGCAUAAGUAUGAUGAAGAGGACGCCAUUAUUAUCUGUGGAGAUGAUUGUCUGACUGUUUAACUGCAGAAAAGGUCUCAUCCUCACGUCCCAUUGAUAGAUCUGACAGCACUAGAGCAAUGUAGUUUGGCACAACAGCUAUUAGACACAAAUUUAGUUUUGGCAGAUUAUCUAAACUGUCUGGGGAUAGAACAAUGCUGUUUUAAACAUAGCUAUUAACCGAAAACUCAUUUCACAUUAUAACUUGGUUUUAAGUGGACAUUUCUGAAGAUCACAGACACAGUGGCUUACAAGAGUCAGCAGAAAUUAAUGUUCGGUCCUCCCCGCAUUCAAAACAUAAAGUUCACAGAGACGCUGUGGUGGUUUUUCUAAAGACAAAGAAUAUAUUUAUUGACAGGAUUUUAACCUGUAGUGUACAGUAUAUCAA
Anarrhichthys ocellatus (wolf-eel) is the source of this 1687-nucleotide messenger RNA. RefSeq names its product spondin 2b, extracellular matrix protein (gene spon2b). The record is from RefSeq and is a predicted model, not a curated record. Lineage: Eukaryota; Metazoa; Chordata; Actinopteri; Perciformes; Anarhichadidae. The coding region runs from base 123 to 1139 and encodes 338 amino acids. Gene Ontology annotation, biological process: cell adhesion. The transcript is spliced from 6 exons. Gene Ontology annotation, cellular component: extracellular matrix.